Molecule: messenger RNA, 3548 nt
Organism: Leucoraja erinaceus (little skate)
Lineage: Eukaryota; Metazoa; Chordata; Chondrichthyes; Rajiformes; Rajidae
Gene: b3galt6
Product: UDP-Gal:betaGal beta 1,3-galactosyltransferase polypeptide 6
Exons: 2
Coding region: 635-1624 (329 amino acids)
Biological process (GO): glycosaminoglycan biosynthetic process
Cellular component (GO): membrane
Molecular function (GO): UDP-galactosyltransferase activity
Source: RefSeq, a predicted model, not a curated record
AGCUGGCGAGUCCUCCCAAGUCACCAGCAGUGGAAGAAGUGCCAGGACUACAAAUCUUGGACUACACUGCCUGGUCCUCCCGACCUCUAGGGGGCGAGCUGGCGAGUCCUCCAGGCGAUGGCGAGUGAUGGAGGAAGGCGGGAGGAGGAGGCGGCGGCGGAGGCUGAGGCUGAGGCGAGCUGAGGGGGUGGCACCACGUCGAUGGAUGGACCGCCGUCUGCUGUGGAGAUGCCGCUUGGUGCUCGCUGCGUCCUUCUUCAGGGGUCGGGGCCCGGGAACCUUCUGAAUGUUGUAGUCGACAGGGCAGCACUCUGCAUAUCGCCAACUUGGACAAUUUCACAUUUUUAUUAUCAGGCCAAUUAAUCAAGCCAAUUAUAACCUGCAAACCCGCACGUCUUUGGAGUGUGGGAGGAAACCGAAGUUCUCGGAGAAAAGCCGCGCAUAUCACGGGGAGAACGUACAAACUCCACACAGACAGCGCCCGUAGUCGGGAUCGAACCUGGGUCUCUGGCGCUGCCGGCAGAGGAGACGGACGGAGCCGUCUGGACAACCGCGGGGUGGUCGUCGGCCUCGCUCGGCCCGCAGUCAAUGGAGCGCUGACUGAAGGCACUCCAGAGAGCCAAGCACCUUCACAAUGAAUCUAGCCCGACUUGUCUGUCGACACAAAACAGCCCUUGGUAUUGGCACCUUGUCCAUGUUUGCACUGAUGUUACUUUACCUGGCCAAAUGCACCUUGGAGACGCUGACUCCGGGCUUGCCUCACGGGCUGGAGAGGCGAGCGGAAGUUCAAGGCCAGAGCAGGGCCAAGGGAUUCUCAGCCUUUCUCGUGCUGCUGAUCACCACUGGCCCAAAGUACACCGAGAGGAGGAGCAUCAUCAGGAGCACGUGGCUGGCUAACCGAGACUCCGAAAUACUCCCUUACUUUGCCAUCGGCACCAAUGGGCUCACACCAGACGAGGUUCAAAACCUGGAGCAGGAGAACAGUCGCCAUCAUGAUCUACUGCUACUCCCGGACUUAAAGGACUCGUAUGAGAACCUUACCAACAAGAUUCUUCACAUGUACGCUUGGCUAGACCAAAAUGUGGACUUUAAGUUUGUCCUGAAAGCAGACGACGACACAUUUGCCAGGUUAGAUAUCAUUAAAGAAGAACUGAAAGCAAAAGAGCCAAAGAAACUCUACUGGGGUUUCUUCUCUGGACGAGGAAGAGUUAAAUCAAAUGGAAAAUGGAAGGAGAGCACUUGGGUACUGUGUGACUAUUAUUUGCCUUAUGCUCUUGGAGGUGGGUACGUUCUCUCUUCUGAUAUCGUGCACUACAUUCACAUUAACAUUGAUUAUCUGAAGGUCUGGCAGAGCGAGGACGUGUCUUUGGGUGCUUGGUUGGCACCAAUCGAUGUCAAACGCAUCCACGACCCACGGUUUGACACGGAGUACAAGUCGCGCGGGUGCAACAACAGGUACAUCGUGACGCACAAGCAGAGUAUCGAGGACAUGCUGGAGAAACAGCAGACACUACAAAGGGAAGGGAAACUGUGCAAAGAGGAGGUCAAAGUAAGACUCUCGUACAUCUACGAUUGGUAUGUCCCGCCAUCUCAGUGCUGCCAGCGAAAGGAUGGCAUCCCCUGAUCUUCAACGUAGCCCUGGCAAGGAGAACUCACUGAGACCUGUUUGGAGAAUUCAAAGUGGUGGAGUGGAUGUCAGUGCAGGAAAUCUCUCUGUGAAAGGGACUCCAGCACCAUUGUUCCGUACUUUGCCCACGCAUUGGUCUUUUCCUAAUUUCGAGUCUGCGAGAUUGCACACUUGGUGUUUUUUUUCCCAAAAGGCACAAAGCUGCUGUUCUUCCUGCUCAGAGUGGAGAAUAGGUCAUUAUAGUGCCACGGAUUCAAUCCUUGUCUGACUCCCAUCGCAGACAGGCUUUACAUUGAUGUACAAUGUCAUCCUUUCUCAUCGUUUCUGGGUGCAAAUGGGGCACUGAAGAAUUCCUGGUGUUAACUUAUUCCAACAGUUGUUACUGAGAGGUCCCUGUCUCCUUUGUACUUGUAUUUAAUUGCACAAGAGCCAAAAACUCUAGGAUUUGUCUAAAUCAACAAUGGUAAAUGAAAAAAUAUUUGCGUGUAUGCAUAUGCAUCUCUGUUUAUAAUUGGGUAUAAAUUAGCAACAUAUUUGGGUAGAAGCCUUUGGCUUGACUGAGCCUUGCAUUUUGUUGAUUUGUUCUUGUCCAGUUAGAAUUUGCUCUCAACUGACAAUGUUGCCAUCUCGCAAGUAAAAUUUACUAAACUAAAUGCUGGUUUUAAACUCGGGCAGCAACACAUUCUUGUUUUAAAACAAAGAGAUUGGAGUCCAGGUUAAAUUGUAUAAAAUAUUGCAAUAGUGCCCUCCAUAAUGUUUGGGACAAAGGCCCAUCAUUUAUUUAUUUGCCUCUGUACUCCACAAUUUGAGAUUUGUAAUAGAAAAAAAAUCACAUGUGGUUAAAGUGCACAUUGUCAGGUUUUAAUAAAGGCCAAUUUUAUACAUAUUGGAUUCACCAUGUAGAAAUUACAGCAGUGUUUAUACAUAGUCCCCCCCCCCCCAUUUCGGGGCACCAUAAUGUUUGAGACACAGCAAUGUCAUAUAUAUGAAAGUAGUCAUGUUUAGUAUUUUGUUGCAUAUCCUUUUCAUGCAAUGACUACUUGAAGUCUGCAAUUCAUGGACAUCACCAGCUGCUGGGUGGCUUCUCUGGUAAUGCUCUGCCUUGUUUUGGGGGCUAGUCCCCUUCAGUUUUCUCUUCAGCAUAUAAAAGGCAUGCUCAAUUGGGUUCAGAUCGGGUGAUUGAUUUGGCCAUUCAAGAAUUUACCAUUUUUUAGCUUUGAAAAACUCCUGUGUUGCUUUAACAGUAUGUUUGGGAUCAUUGUCUUGCUGUAGAAUGGUUCUUGGUUUUACUUGAUCCUCCAAAAUAUUCCAAAUGGAAUUUAAACUGGAGGUGGGCCGGCCAAUGAGUUUUGAGGCAUUUGUUUGAACUUGAGCAGAUAGGAUGUGUCUAUACACUUCAGAAUUAAUUAUGCUACUACCAUCAGCAGUUGUAUCAUCAAUUAAGAUAAGUGAGCCAGUGCCUUCAGCAGCCAUACAUGCCCAGGCCAUAACACCCCCACCACCGUGUUUCACAGAUGAGGUGGUACGCUUUGGAUCUUGGGCAGUUCCUUCUCUUCUCCAUACUUUUCUCUUGCCAUCACUCUGAUAUAAGUUAAUCUUCUUCUCAUCUGUCCACAAGACCUUUUUCCAGAACUGUGGUUGCUCUUUUAAGUAUUUCUUGGCAAACUAACUAUUUUUGCAGCUAACCAGUGGUUUACAUCUUGCAGUGUAGCCUCUGUAUUUCUGUUCAUGAAGUCUUCUGCAGAUAGUGGUCAUUGACAAAUCCACACAUGACACCCGAAGAGUGUUUCUGAUCGGUUGGACAGGUGUUUGUGGACUUUUCUUUAUUAUAGAGAGAAUUCCUCAGUCAUCGGCUGUGGAGGUCUUCCUUGGCCUGCCAGUCCCUUUGCAAUUAGUAAGCUCACCAGUGCUCUCUUUCUUC